This is a messenger RNA of Etheostoma spectabile (orangethroat darter), 3024 nucleotides long. Its product is annotated as syndecan-2. Gene Ontology annotation, biological process: cell migration. The coding region runs from base 224 to 1069 and encodes 281 amino acids. Gene Ontology annotation, cellular component: membrane; cell surface. NCBI's taxonomy places the organism in Eukaryota, Metazoa, Chordata, Actinopteri, Perciformes, Percidae. The transcript is spliced from 5 exons. The record is from RefSeq and is a predicted model, not a curated record.
GGAGCCAAGCCAAACAACUUUUCCAGAGGAACUAUACACCGCAACGCGUCCAGUCGUCCAUCAAAGUGCUGAGAUUUACCGAAGUAGCAGACAACAUCAGCCGAACACGUGACGAGGAAUUAGCUUAAACACUUUAUUUUGCUUUUGAGUAUAUAUAUUUCAGUUAUUUUCUUACUAUAUAUUUAUUUCUCCUUACUACUGUCGUCUCUUUUUGGAAGUAACGAUGAGGAAUCUGCGGUUGUUUUUCCUCGUCGGGCUGGCGACUGGGUUUAUCAGUGAAAAACUCUUUGUCUCCUCCCAGACACUAUUUCCCACAACAGAUGACAUCUACCUGGAGGGCCUAAUGUCAGGUGACCUCCCUAUAGAUGAUGAAGAUGGUGAUGAUGGCGGCUCAGGCUCUGGAUCCGGAGCCUUUGCUUUCACAGAUAAAGAGGAGAUAUUCAGAAGGCUCACUAACUUCUCUCAGACCACAGUCUCCAAAGAAACAGUUUCAACUCAACCACAGCCAAAAGCAGACCCCCCCCACAUCCCAUCAACCACAGCAGCAACCAAAGGGAAGGACACGGAGACAACACCAUUCAUAUUACCUAAUGGGGACAGCAGUAAUGAGGAGGUGGCAGGCACAACAGCUGAUUGGUUUGCACAGAGCUCCACCAGCAAGCCUACCAGUGAAACUAUGGCAACCAAAUUCGGCAUAGAGAUCACUGUAAUCAAUGAUGUCUUCGAGGAUAACAGUCUGGAUAGGUGGGAUGUCUCAACACCCAAGAACCGCGAAGACAAAGUCCUGAUCGCAGAGGUCGAAAAUGAAAUUAAGGCCACCAACGGUCGAAGCAGAAUAUAUGAGAUGGACUCUCCAGCAGAGGUGACCUCUGAGAACAUGUGGGAGAGGACGGAAGUGCUGGCAGCGGUGAUAGCUUGCGGAGUGGUCGGAUUCCUCUGUGCUGUUUUCCUCCUCGUCCUUAUCGCGUACCGUAUGAAGAAGAAGGACGAAGGUAGCUACAACCUGGGAGACACCAAAGAUUCCACAACAGCCUAUCACAAAGCGCCUACCAAAGAGUUCUACGCCUGAACUGACCAAUAGGGACUUUGAAUGGAGUCCGCCUCCUCCCAAUCAUUACUAAGAAUGGAUCUAUAAACAACUGAAGAUGAUCCCUUGAAGUCAAGCACCUCUGUUCUUCUUCAGUGCUCUCGCCGCUAUUCUUUUUCUCAUCUUCCUCCCCUGCUACCCUUUCACACCUUGCUGGACUUGGUUCUGCAUUACAGAGAAAUGAAUAGUCCCAUUUAGCAGAGCUACAGCCUGAACUGUCCCAGCUCAGCUUAACAAAAUUGAGGAAGUUUCACAGAAACAUACGAAUUGCCUUAAAACAUGUUAAUUGAAAUGUUACCACGGAUGUGAUUUGUAUUAGAAAGGGCCUUCAAAAUGUAAACCCUUUUUCUGUUGUUUUAAGGUCAAAUUUGCUCUUUUUAACAUUUUUCAUUGUUACAUUUCAUUUUCUGUACACUUUCUUUGCUGAAACGAUGAUUUGUUUUGUUAUGAGGAAUGAAUAUGUUUUUUUCAAAUGCUGUCCAGUAUUGGUAUGAGAGAAGAUGUUUCUCUGCAGGUACAUAUUUUUGUUGCUUUCUUACAGAUUUUUGACACUUAAAGAACUGACCAAAUAUAAAUGUGCUUUAUAUGUCUUUUGGGAAAUUGUUUUUAUUAGCCUUUUCAAUGUGUUUUGAUGUUUAGAGAUUAUAUUUCCGUAAGUCAUUUUUUAAAAGAGAUUUCAGUUAUUGUAUUCUAACAGUAGUAGCCGUAUGUUGAGCCCUCAACUUUGCAUCCAGCAUUAGUCAUAUUUUAAGGACUAUUUUAUUUGAUGACUGAGUGCAGCAAGAACGUGUGACAGGAUUCCUCAGGUAAAGCCGAGGCUAAUGACUAUAAUUCAGAAACCGUAAAGUUACCAACGAUUUCUGAAGCAGCCAAAACACAUUUCUUUCUGACUGUCAACUGCAUACAGCUACCAUAGCAGGUUUGAAUUUAAAGGGACAGUGACAAUGUAACUGGCAGGAUUAUUAAAAAUCAGUAAUUUAUUCAUGUCUUACAAAUUAUUUUUUAAAUAGUUACCAUGUUAGGUAGUGUAGGCAUUUCAGGUUUGACAUCAACCAGCCAACCAAAACAAAACUUGAUGAUCAGUGGUUGAUGCAUACAGGGAGGUGGGAUAAAGUGGCUAAACUAUUAAUGUCAUAUAACAGAUGUUAAAUUGGUAUAGGCACUCUUAUAGGAUUGAAAUAGCUAUUUUUGUUUGUUGCCCCUUUCUGUUGCAAAAUUUGUAGCAGCAGUUUUUGUCUAUUAACCGUUUGAUUCCCUUCAUGAGACAAUGUAACAUCAGUGAAAGUUGGUGACUGAGGCUACAUUUAUUUUUUGUCCUUUAGUCAAGUCUACGUAAUAGUGUUUACAUGAUAUAAAUACCUUUGCUAUAAUUUAAAAUACGUACUAUUUUGAAGCAAUUCUAGAAUAACUGAAUGCAAACUACCUAUUCACUGUGGCUGGAAUAAACAAGGAUUUUAUCACUAACCUACUGUGACUUACUGUUGAUAACGUAACAUUUGGUGGGCACUUGAAUCCUCCGUGCCUCACAAAAUACAUUGUAUAGAUUAAUUUACAGUUGCUUUGACCUUUUUGAGCUGUUCAGAACCUCAAUUGGAAUAGUUCUGUUCCAGUGUGGUUGAGGGAAAACAGACAUUUCUGUUCUCCAUACCAACAGAAAACAUAAUAACAUAAUAAACCCUACUCAUAGAGGGUUAGGACAACGGGUAAGCACUUGCCAGCAAUCCAACAGGUGAUGACACACAAUAACCUUUAUCUUCUAGAAGUUUAUGCAGUAUGUUGAUGAUACUAUAAUUUAAAUGUAUUAAUUUAUACUUGCUUAGACUAUAAUCCAAGUUAUGUCUGCGAUUUAGUGGAAGUGUACAGUAUUUACUCAUGAUCAAAGCCUCUUUGUGCCUACUGUUCAGUUUUUGUUUUUAAAUAUGUAUGUUUUUCGUGUA